Messenger RNA from Suillus paluster, 1995 nucleotides. RefSeq lists its product as uncharacterized. NCBI's taxonomy places the organism in Eukaryota, Fungi, Basidiomycota, Agaricomycetes, Boletales, Suillaceae. The record is from RefSeq and is a predicted model, not a curated record. The transcript is spliced from 7 exons. The coding region runs from base 1 to 1995 and encodes 664 amino acids. Gene Ontology annotation, molecular function: protein binding.
AUGUCUCCAGAGUUCUCUCCGAUAUCAUCCAAUGCCAGUACUGUGGCUUCAUUUGAGUUUCUGUCCCCGCUCUCCACGUCUCAACAACUUCCUCCUGGCGUGAUUGCAUUCCGCCCUGCCCCGCAUCCCGCCGAGUCUUUCACGGAAGACUACCGUCUCCAGAUCCCUCUUCACCAAAACCCCUACCUCACCAUUCUCGAAAAGACCUCCCCUGAGCAAUUCACGCGUUGUCUCCACCUCCUUCGCACAUCCCUUCCAACCGAGCUCGAUGCGGUGCGGGACAUCAUGCCAAAGCCCAACGGUUUCGUACAUACCGUGCUCGAGGCGUACAACAAUCAUCGAGGGCUCAUUCUCCGCCCAGACGAUGUCUGGACUGCGAUCCUCACCCAAUUCAGCUUCUUCGUGAGCGCAAACGCCGAGCAACUCCGUUCACAGUUCGUAGCGCAUGAGGGAAAGGAGGACCUUAUCAUCAUUGGCGAUGGAAAUCGUCACACGGCAGAUUUUGCACUCAUGGCGCGCCAGAUGUCGGAGCUAAUGCACACGCGCGUAGUGGAUCCGAUGCUGAGGGACUGGAUUAUGCCUCAAUUUUCAACGACGACAGACGUAGAUCGGGCGGUGUAUGCGAUGUCUUUGAUGGCGACGAUGAAAGAGUAUUUCCGCUACAAGUUUGUACUGUGUUGUGGGAUACCACUUGUGACGCUCCUCGGGGAGAAACAUGACUGGGAGGCCAUCCUUGAGCGACUAGAGCGGCUGAAACUAUACGGCAUUGAAUCAAUAGCGUGGUAUCACCUCCUCCACCCUAUCAUCUCGCAAUUCGUAGCAGCAUUCAACGCGCCCUCAAGCCCAGAAAACCUUGACUUCUGGUCCAAAGUCGCGCACUACGAAGGAGGCGGAAGUGGGCCAACCUACCUCUCAGGCUGGAUCACCGCAUUCUGCGUAUUCAACGAGCAAGGCGUAUGGCAGGGUCCCCCGCUAAAUGCUGAACGCAUGCGGGAAGACGCGCCAAAGAAGCUGCUUCGCCCCGCAGAUCCAAGGACAUUGAGUGCAGCUCAGUUCGCCGCGGUUUAUACCGUGCACGGGACGUGGCGCCCAUUCUUGGUGCUCGAUGGGAUGCCGUACCCAACGAUCGAUGAUGCGUGCGUACCAUGUGGGUGCGCGCAUCUCGAUGUGAAGCUGGAUGAUAAUGGGGAGUUGUUCGAUACGGUGAUCGUUGCGGGCCUGGUUGGUGCACAGAUCUGCUCGAAUGAUAAGUCGGAGCUCUUUAGGAAUGGGAUGCGGGAUAGUGUAAGGCCUGUGGUGGGAUAUUGGUAUUUCAUCACCGGGGCGGGUAAUAGACAGUUCUAUGUCCACGCGAUCAUCCUCGAUAAGCAAGUGCUUUCAACCGAUUGCCUCGUGUUCCGUAGGCCGUCUGUCUUCGCCUCCGUGUUAUCUCGUUGUAUCUGGCUAUCUACAAUCUGCGAGGCUGUGGCAGGCUCGGUCACAAGGACUAGAUCGAUCUUGCAAGAUCCCCCUGAUGACAUUCUCGUUGCAAUAUUCGAUGUACUGAACGAAGCGACCCUCAUAGCAUGCGACAAUGUAUCAGACCGCUUUCACCGUAUCAUUCAGUCCGUUCCUCAGCUUGCAUACCGCUUUGCUCUGAAAGCGGCUGGUAUGAAAGAGAAUGCUGUUCUCAAUGAAACUACCGCAUCUCAGCGUCUUGCCAUGUUUCAAAAUAACAUUUGCGCCUGGCUGGAGCCGGUGGUGGUCAAAAACGAAAACGACGGACUCUUCGGUUAUAUUCUCUGGGAGAGGCUUCCAGGCGGCCAACAUUUAUUCACAAAAGUUCUCUCUCCUCGAAAGUGGCGGCGGAAACCCUCUUGGAUAAUUAGCAAUGCUCAGGACCAUCUCGCCGUGGACGUUGCCCUAGACUUAUUAAUCCCUGUCCCCGGUCAAGAAGGAUGGGACAUAAUUGUUUAUAGAAUGGGCAUGUCCAUCCCGAGGCUGGUGUGGCGCUAA